AUGGCUGAUACGAACGAACCACCUAUACCGGAGUUUGUCUCUGAAGAAGCUACGUUCAAUGAACCACAAGGCACUGAAGCUGAUUUUGAGCUGUAUGAGGUCGUUGAAGAAUCGGCGAGUAAGAUCAAUGCCGGAGACGUUGGUGGUAAUACUACACAUGAUGAUGAUUAUGCAGAAGACGAAGCGGAGGAAGACGAAGCAGUGGAAGACGAAGAAGUCGAAGACGAAGAAGUCGAAGACGAAGACGAAGAAGUCGAAGACGAAGCCGAUUGCGAAGACCAAAACGAGACUUAUAUCAUAGAGAACAAGAAAGAACAGCCCGAAGAGAGCGAUGUUGGUGACGAAGAGGAACCAGACGAGGAGUUGGUCAUUGAGCAGGAAAGUCAAUCCUUGUUCUACCAUGCUGGACGAUUCACGUGGACCGGGGAAGCUGCAAGUAAUGCGAAGCAUGGCAAGGAAACUCACAAGGCACAAGGCCUGCUCUGCGUGCAAGCACUUGUUGGUUAG
Messenger RNA from Culex quinquefasciatus (southern house mosquito), 507 nucleotides. RefSeq names its product histone chaperone ASF1-like. The transcript is spliced from 4 exons. The record is from RefSeq and is a predicted model, not a curated record. Bases 1 to 507 code for a protein of 168 amino acids. NCBI's taxonomy places the organism in Eukaryota, Metazoa, Arthropoda, Insecta, Diptera, Culicidae.